UCCAAAUCGACGGCGUAGAGGUAGGACUUCACGAAUGCAAUUAGGCACAACGCACAAGCCUAACUUUCCAUUUUAAAAUAUUGUACAGUUUUGUGGAAGCUGAGGCAUUUUUGUGAUUAGUUCCAUUUUUAAGUUUUUGGGGUUUCUUUUGCCAGAGAAAUUAGGACCGCAAUUCUAGUCAUGGUCCAUUUCGGCUGUAGUGUUCUAGCGAGUUACUUUGCUAUCUGAAGGGCGGUUAAGGGUACAUGUGUUAUGUUUGGAAUGGCUGCCCUGAGUGUUAAUUUACACAAUAUAGACAUAGUUUCAAGGUCUAAAUUUUGAUUGUACACCCUUUAACAAUGAGGCCGCACAGCUUCCCUAGGUGACCUGUGAUAUGGAUUGUUUUUGUUACCAAUUCAUGUUUUCUUCAGUCGGAAUUUGUCUCAAAGUGCCUCCUCAUGGUCAAUUUGUGCCAGUAGCUCCACAAGGACACACAAUAGAAGCGUGUGCUGUCGCUGUCAUAAAAGAGGAUUAACAAGUGUGGCACUCUAAUCCCUCAGAUAUGUUUGGAACAUGAAAUGCCUGCUACAGUAUUGCUUCAGUAAGAGGAAGGCAAGAAGCAGCAGUACUUUCUUCUAUGCACUCUUAUACCUGUUGUAACUCUGACAUUCAUUUGCCAGCUUUCGGGUUGAUAUCUUGAAGCGUUUGCAGCGACAAGCAUUCUAUGACAUCAUGCAGCUGAGGGAGAGACAAGAGAAAGUUGAAAGAGUGCUUUCGUUGUUCAAAGCUUCCAAAGUUGGUCCAUUUGCAGAAGAAAGCACUCAGGUCAAGGGAGUUAUCAAUGUCGCUGGAUCGUUAUCAAGAGAUAGUUCAGAAGCAGAAUCUGAUAUUAGUUCACAGUUUGUGUUUCAGACCACUGUUCGAAAGAAGGAUUACCUCUUUGCAGAGCUCAUCUCUGAUCAUAGAUACAUGUCUCAAGAAAAUGAUCAUAUUGGGAGCCCUCUUGUAUUGUCAAAGGUGAUGUACUUGUCAAAUAUCAAUGACUCAUUGUCUGUUGUUGCCGUACCAGUUGGAGCAAGGUGUGAUGAUUUUUCCACCGAUCCAAAUCUCCGAGAGGAACAUUGGCUGGCCAGCUUGCAUUCUUCGUUGAGGCCACCUUUGCUGAUUAAAAGUUACAAAUAUGCUGGUGGCCUGAUACUGAGAUCGAAGAACUUUUCUGUUUCUCUUGCUGAGUUGAUUUCAGUAGCUGGGCAGACACUAAAUGCUCCUGGUGAAGCUAGUAGAGUUUUCACAGAAUUCGGGCAAUUUUCAUAUCAGAUGCCUGAUGACAUAAAAUUGACUUUAUCUGCUGCCUGGCACGGACCAAGUGUGAUUCCUCGGAAGAGGAAACCUGCUGCUGGAGGUUGCAUUGAUGUUGAGCUUAAGUUCGAUGAGGGCUCCAGAAUCGGGGCUUGGAUUGAGAUCAACAGGAAGUCAAACCCACGGUCACUGAGAUGGGCUCUCACACUAUCAGAUACCCCAGAGGAUGAACUAGGAUGGGGUUUGAGCUUGCGGAGAGGGACUGACGCCAAACCACAACGGUUUCAGGUAGAGGGUUAUCUGAAUUUGCAUCUGAGCAGGAAGGCUGCUGUGCAACCUGGUAUCGUGCUCAACAUGGACGGGAGGAGAUGCACACCUGCUCUUGUAUUCCACUCAAGCUGGUCCUUGUAAUUGUGGUGUAGGAAACUUUUGGUAGAUCAGAGAAUACAGAAGGAAUUUUUUGUAUCAUGUGGAAGGAAAACAAUUCAUUUAUAGGUGCAUGAAGUGUUACUAAAAUGGUUAUGUCAAACUUCCAUGACGUACUUUUAACA
Panicum virgatum (switchgrass) is the source of this 1829-nucleotide messenger RNA. RefSeq lists its product as uncharacterized. The record is from RefSeq and is a predicted model, not a curated record. The transcript has 3 exons. Bases 712 to 1689 code for a protein of 325 amino acids. NCBI's taxonomy places the organism in Eukaryota, Viridiplantae, Streptophyta, Magnoliopsida, Poales, Poaceae.